This is a messenger RNA of Amoebophrya sp. A120, 6321 nucleotides long. NCBI's taxonomy places the organism in Eukaryota, Dinophyceae, Syndiniales, Amoebophryaceae. The record is from the annotation of a GenBank genome assembly.
AAGCUGAGGAAGUAGUUGUAAGUCUAAGCUCGUUAGGUUCUAAAAAUGACAAAAUAACAGCGGUGCUCUCUGAUCUAUCGUCUUUUACCUCUUGCGACAACCACGACUGCAGUAGCCGCUGGAAGAAGAGACCACGACGCCAAGGGAAAAAACCGGUCUUAACGCCAACAUGUCAGCUUCGACGGACGGCAGUCGCAGUCGCCACGAAUCCGCAACAAGCUCUCCAGGAGUCGCGUUCCAGGUAAGAAAUUAGUAGACACGCUAUUACUACACCAAAGUGUUGUCUGUUUCAUGUUGCCGUUGCGUAUUGCACGGCAUCGAUCCUUUGAUCGAAGAUAACCCAAAAACAAAACUAGAAGAACUCCACAAUCACAGGCCCCCGCGUACCUUGACUCUCCCGAAAAUAAUGAGUUUUGCGCCGACCACCAGCAGCCGUCUGUGAUGAACUACAACCCGACAACGUCCUCGUCGUCGUUAUUAGCAGCGCCCUCAAGCAACGACGACUCCAGGCAGUUCAUGUCCUCUGCCUCCAGUGCUUUCGCGCAACAGUACCUCGUGUCUGCCGCAGACCUGCUGCAAACGCCGCCUAUCGACGCGAGCGGGAAAACCACGUCGUCAACAGUCCGAGGACCAAGUGACACGCCUCCUGGGACUUCUUUUAGUGCAACUGCAGAACCAGAAGCACAUCCCCAUACCGCUAUUGCUGCAACGAGACCCGCCGACGACCAAGACCAUCGGUUCUCGCCGUCUCCGCCCCGGGAAGACCUAGUAGCUCUCGAUAGCCUGCUGGAGCGCGAACACGAGGCUGGUUUAUUCAUGACUUCUCAUGACCUGGUCGGAAACGGAAUCAACAACAGGCUGGAUCAACAUGAACAAGCAGAUGACAGUCCGGUUAGACUCAGGCAGUGCGACUCUGCCGAAGACGAAAGUUCCGAUAGGACAACUAGAGCUACGGCCCAGCACGUCGUGAUGAAUAAAAAUCGAAGCCAAAACGACUACGAUUUGUUCAAAAUGGAGACGGAGCAUCCGACCAAUACCUGGGGACAGCUCUACUACCGAGAGCCGAAUGAAGAAGGAAGAACAGACAACCGCAGAAUAUUAUACGACCAAAGCCAACCUGGUCCUGGAGGAAACAAACACGCCGAUGAAAUACAUGCUGAAAAACAUUUGCUGCCUUCAGAUUUUCUCUCCGCGCUCCGUCCUGUCGAGCUGGGAGGGAAAGAACCGACGCAGCAGUUGACAUUGCGUGAAAAGAAUGUCGUGAGACAGGACCAGUUAGACAUAAGAACUACAACCCAGGAGGCGGAACUGCACAUGGAUCCUUCGCCCUAUGCUUCCUGUGGCGAAGACGACGAGGAGACCGCUUGUGAUCAUGCCGGUGGAAAUAUGUUGAGCCAGGCGACUAAUGAUCGAGAGGAAAUUUUCGUCGAGCCAGGGCAUGGGGAAGAAGAUGGUGGAGAAAGAACUACUCCGCCGGCAGAUGAUAGCCAGUCUGAGUAUCAAGCUGCUGCUGAUGCAAGUACAAGCAACACUAGUACAGCCACUCCGUUGUUCCCGAUACAACAACUUGCUGCACCUCAUCAAAUAACCACCCCCACCGCCGGGAGCUGCAGUAGUUCCACUUCCAGUCUGGCGCGCGCUGCAGUUCUAGCAACACAAACGAUGCAGCACCAUUUAAACAUGUGUUUGAAGUACGUAGCUCUCUUGUACCACAACCUAGAACAGAAGCAGCUACUCGCCAUCGACUUGCACAGCGGGGAGCAGGAGGAGGUCCAAGAAGGACAGCUUGUUGUCUCAAGAACAGCUUCGGGGGGUCGAAGGGCGGUUGGAGGGGCACCGUCUGAGGACUCAUCUAAUAACACGACCUCGUUUUCUUCGAGCUCCACGCCAGGGCACCAGCCGCUAGUAUCAAACUCAGAUCAUGUACAACAACAACCAGACGGUCAGAAGAACGCAGAGCCAGAGGCUAGUACAGCAACUCCCCCGCGGGCGGGGCCGUCAGGACGAGACCUCCACCAGCCAGUAUGACACCCUCAGAAUGGAAAUCCUCAAAGUGGAAAUAAUUUGUGAUGCAUGAAAUGCGAGACGAAAAAGACUGUACUGCAGAGAACGCAAUGGAGGCCGACUGUUGUGCUUCUACGGGUUCAGAAUUGGGCUGCUGAUUAGCAUGAGAGAACGGCACCCCUUUGCCUAACUAGCAUGACAGACACGCUUUGAGUGCCCGGUAAAUUUGUCAUGCGCCGACUACAAAUGGUGCUCCAACAGGAGUCGUUUUUUUGCAUUACAAAUUAUUUUCACGUUGAGGAUUUCCAACCUGAGGCUUUCACAGCCAGACUUGACCGCAGACUCGCAGUACCUGACCGCCGUGAUGCUGAAUUCCAGCUAUGGAUUGCAAAAAUGUCUGGGUCUGGAAGUAGAUUGCAACUUGUCAUGGAAAAUCUGAAGCAUGCAAAAAUCUGUGUUGCAUGAGUGCCAAAGAAAAGCUGUCCCCUUUUGACCAAGUUAACAAGGGAGUUUCUCAUGCGGGACAGGCAUGGCAGAGACCACCUCGCAGAGUCUGUCAUGCUAAGUCCCGCAUUCCAGACCUCAUGGGUCAUGGAAAAUCUGCAUGACAAGUCUAAAACUUUUCCAGGAGACCCACACACUUUUGCACUUGAUACCAGCCUGCUGAAAGCCAUGCACGUGGUGGAGACGUUUCAAAACCACGCACUGAGUCUCCAUUCUUCCUCUUUGGAGGGCAGAACGAGCACACGACUUGUCGACGACGACUACGUGUCGUUUGACGGCACGCUGACGACAAUCUACGAAGGCGAAGAUCCCGAGACGGCCCGGGCCUGCUCGAAAAUCAUGUCGACCCUGCUCAAUGGAGCAACGAGUUCGCCGGAAAUGGAAAAUCCUGGAACAAGUUCAUCUUCUGCGACGAAUCGUGGUUGCGAAUUUCACGAAGCAGCAGGCGGGAAGGAGCGAGUUGGAGAUGAUGUAAGUGCCUCUGCACCAUCUUCCGCGCAGGUUGGUGGAUCCGGUGAUACGACGUCUUCCUCGACCUCCUCCUCUUCGACAGGUGCGGCUGGUGCUGUUGAACAAGUUGCAAAUAUCCAAUCAGCAGGUGGGCCGCAUCACCUCCAACAACGCCCCAACCAGUUGUCUACCGUGGCAAGCAUGGGGCCGCAAAAAAUGUCUUUCCGGGAGAAGGUUCGCGCCACGGAGAAUCUACACGAAAUGAUCCAGACACUCACGCAGCAACAGAUUCGGUGGAAGCAGGAAGUGAAAAGUCUCGAGGCAAAGAAAGAGACUUUAGAGGAGGAGCUCAAAGCGAGUAAAAAUCGUUCUACUUUAAUUCGCGGCUUGUUGUCUUCGUCUCAGGACUUUUUGCAUUUAGGACGUCGAACAGACUACUUACAUUGAUCAGCAUUUUUUAGGGCCACGACGAGUCACACCCAAACGAUAUAUUGAGUGCAAUCAUUUCAUCUAAAGAGGAAGCACAACGUAGAUCCAACAUUGCAACUGCAGGUCGCGAAGACGAGAAGACCGGCGAUGAGGAGCACAUGGUGCGGGUCAUCAAAGUGGUCGAAGACCUCACGGAGGCCGUCGAGGUGCAGAAAAACCUCACCAAUGACGCGGAGCAGCGCGCGUCAGAGGCGGUCACGCACCGCGUCCAACUGGAGAGCAUGGUCGCCAAAAUCUCCGCCGCGCUCGGGGAAGGACGCGAUCUCGUGGGCGAGUAGAAUUUCGAUAUAUUUUCGUGUUGACGUAAGUGUGGUUUUUUGUCGUAUACUACCUUUGUUCCGCUUCUAAUCAGAAUGCCACCAGACUGAGUAUAAUACUACACGACCACAAGCGUGCGAUUGCCUGAUUUUGUUUUCCUACCAAAUGCAAUUGCGAAUCAUUAUCAUUUGAUGAUCAUUCUCGUGCCAUGUAGUGGUGACAUCCUUACUUAUCCACACGACGACCAGGCUCCCGAGCGUUUCUCCCGAAGAGGGAAUCCGCAAGCUCGUCUGCGCGCUUCGCGGAGAGCGGAAUCAAGCUAGCAGGACAACUUCAAAUACAACGACCCCACAACCUCCGCCACCGGCGUAUAAUCUUCAGCAAGCAGGUGUUAGCGCGGCUAGUACUGGUGCGCCGGGUAAUAUGGUUGACCGGGUCGUGGAUCAUGCUGGUACCACCAGCGCAUCUUCAUCUUCAUCAUCGCGUGCUCCUGACAACAUUGACAAGAUCCGCCUUCAGGAGCUGGAGCAGCGCUACGAUUUGCUGAGUCAGAAGUACACACAGUUGCUAAAGAAGAAAGGGAUGCAAGUGCACAGCAAUUAUACAACUGGCGGGGGAUCGACGUCAAGCUCCUCCGGCGCUUUCAUGUCAAACGCCCACGGCCAUAACAAACAACCCCGUGGUGCUGGUGGUCCUACUUCGCACAUCACCGCCACGUCUGGCUCUGGGGGAACAUUCGGAACCGGAGCAAGCAAAAAUCCAUCGACUAGCGUUCUGUCAGAAGGCCGGUCGUCCGGCGCCGGAAGCAGCUUUUUUGGACUCACGGCCACGCCAAAAGGUGCUGGCGCAGCAGCAGGGGACGAGAUGAGAGGUGAACAUCAAGUAGACCCGAAGUCCUUCAAUCCAGCGCUGCGCAGCACUCCAGCCGGCAAUUCCGAUGCACCGUCGCAGGUGUCGACCACGUCAACAAGCGGAGCAGGUCCUGCGCCGAUGGACCUCAACCGAAUUUUUGCCAACGCCUACGCGCAGCAUAACCGACGGCCGCCUGCGCAGCCGCGGUCGCGAAGUCGAGGAGCAGUUGGGGGUGGAACCACGGAGAGGAGAAGAGCUGGAGUGCCCCCGACAGCUGGUGCUAGAGGAACGGGAACAACUGCUACCAGAUUGACAUCUUCAGUCAGCGAUGCUGGUGUGCCUGCCACUGCACAAGAACAGCCUCGACGUGCUGUGCCUUUGGUGCGACCUGCUGUACUAGAGAAGGAAUCUGCAGCAAAUGAUAGCGCGGGAGGCACAGAAACCGCCCAGCAGCAGAGCAACUGCGAGAGCGCUCCAGCACAGGCCACAGCCAGCACCUCUUCGCCUAGCGUUGUUCCUGUAGGACAGAUACCCAGUGCAGAAAAGACUCCGAAUCUAGAAGCUGUAUCGCUGGAAAAUGCACCGGCAGCGUCCAGUACACCAUCGGGGAAAGGGACUACGAAGAGUGCAGCUGCCUUCAUCGCGGGUGAGCCGGUAGUUGUUACGACAACCACGAAUGGAGUUGGCCUUUCGAGCUCAAGCUCGCUGCCAGCCUCGGCCACAAAACUACAAGUACAACCUCCAGGCGAAAUAAAACAUCAACCGCGCACGCCAACAAGUGCAACCGCGAGUACAAGCAGGAGGGACUCGCUUCCUCAAAGCCACCAGCGAGUUGUAGGUGGAGCAGUAGCUCCUGCCGCCCAGGGAGCAGGUAGACAGCAGCAGCAGCUUCAGCCUACUCCUGAACUGAUAGCCGAACACCAGGACCACCUCGUCAACGUGAGCCGUAGUUCGUUGGACAAUUUUCCUCACCUGCCCACGAGAAACGUCCGCGCGAUAAACUCCCUCCCGAUGACGACAGUUCUUCACGGACCAACCACGAAGAUGAGAGCAGCUACAUCUACUUCCGGGUCCGCGAAACGCACCCGCAGUCCGAUCAACGGGGGCAGGUUUUCCAGCGAUCUUUCGUCUGAGGAAAUCGCCCAAAUGGCCCGCGCCGCAGCGAAAGACCCCGCAGGCUUUCUGGCGCGACUGCAAAGCACUUCUAACCGAAGUCCGGACGGGAGUCGGAGGGGCAGUUUGGGCGGCGGUGGGGGAUUGGAACAAGACGGGCAGCGGGUCGUGAGCGGAGGUACUAUCGGCCCGACCGCCGGCUCCAUAAUCCGCAAUCGGAGUCCGGACGCAACGCAUCUGCUGCGAAAAAAGGCGAUGGGUGGGACCAUCCCGUUUCGGUAGUAGUUGUAGUACGCCCUUCGUUUUCAUAUUCCAGGAAACACGCGCCUCUACUUCGAUUUGAACUGAACACACUGCAUCCGCUCCUGCGAAAAAAAGCAUGUCCCAGAAAGAACAUAAACUACGUAAGAAAAGAAAAUCCGGAGUUGUAAGUACUUCUGAUGCGCGAAGAUUAGGAUCGCGCAUGGGAAACAACACUUAUAGCCCAAGGAUGCACGACGUUUGUCCUUUAUUUGCUCGCAGUAAGACGCAGCCCGAUCUGUGGUUUCUUGCUGCGAUUUUGUCGGUUGAGGCAGCACUGCUCGUCGGUACUAGGAAUUUUUUUUCCUGAGCGGUCCAUCGAGUGGGGUAUGAGCAGCAGUAGAGAUGUAC